CCGGCCCUGGGACACGUCCCGCCCGGCUGCGCUCCCCGCUGGGCGGGCCCGGGCCGGCCCGUCCCCCCGCCCCGCAGGCCCGCCCCGGUCAAGAUGGCUGCCGCGCUGGGAAGGCUCCUGCGGAGCGUGGUGCCCGCUGUCGGGAGGAGGCUGACGGCGCAGCCCCUGCCCUGCGCCCGCCGACAGCUCAGCCUGGGCUGCUCGCGGUUGGCCCCGGCGGUCACGCAACACGCCCCGUUCUUCAAGGGAACGGCCGUUGUUAACGGAGAGUUCAAGGAGCUGAGCCUGGAUGACUUCAAGGGGAAAUACCUGGUGCUCUUCUUCUACCCCCUGGACUUCACCUUUGUCUGCCCAACAGAAAUUGUGGCUUUCAGCAACAAAGCAAAGGAAUUUCGUGAUGUGAACUGUGAAGUUCUGGCAGUUUCUGUGGAUUCUCAUUUUUGUCAUCUGGCCUGGAUAAAUACACCACGAAAGAGCGGCGGUUUGGGCAAAAUGAAUAUUCCAAUUCUGUCAGACCUCACAAAACAAAUCUCCCGUGAUUACGGUGUGCUGCUAGAAGGACCCGGCAUAGCGCUGAGAGGUCUCUUCAUCAUCGAUCCAAACGGGAUCGUCAAGCACCUGAGUAUCAAUGACCUCCCCGUCGGUCGCAGUGUGGAGGAGACGCUCCGGUUGGUGAAAGCAUUCCAGUUCGUGGAGACGCACGGAGAGGUUUGUCCGGCAAACUGGACUCCAGACUCCCCUACGAUCAAACCAAGCCCAGAAGGCUCUAAAGAAUAUUUUGAGAAAGUGAAUAAAUAAACACUGAAAUAUGUGGACAAGACUCCUAGUUACCAUAAAAUGAAGAUAUUAGGAAAGCAGCUGUGAUUAUUAAAAAAAAAAAAUAAUCAAAGUUCUUAUUUUCUCAUGUUUAAGAAGAAAUUAAAUGCUGAAAUAUUUACCGAGUCCCUUGUCUUGUUUUAAAAAGAAGGGUAAAAAUGAAGGCUUUCCUCCCUGCCCCUUUUGCAACUUCGAUGUCAUGAAUUUCCGUGACCCCUUGUCUUCUUCCCCAAUACGACAGGUACACAAAAUACAGUUGUCUUCACUGGGUUUUCUCCUUUCUUUGGCUCGCUUUGGGCCAGAAAGUGUCUCUUUUUUUCCUCACAUGAAGAGCGAAAUUCUGUAACAAUGGGGGCAAUACGGAAAAUAGAAUUUUGACACAGGGUUUGGCUUUGAUUAAUUUUGCACAGAAAAAGAUGAAUGUAACAAAAAAUAAAAAUCCCUCUUUUUGUGGGUAAAUGCACUAUAACUUGCAAUGAAUGUAAAUAUGUGCCCUUUUAAUCCUGCGUAUAGCCACAGGUACACCAGAGCAUUGACAAGCAUGGAGAAAUUUCUGCUUGGGAGAUGGCAAAAACUUGAACCCCUAUAGCUGUACUUACUGGAGCUUUAUGAGAAUUCUAUCACUGAAAGCCUUGCUUAUUUGCUUGAAUCUGUUGUACUGCUUGAAAACAAUGUAGUAUGUCUCUAGUUAAAAUAAUAAAUCUUAACAUUGGCUAGCA
Columba livia (rock pigeon) is the source of this 1535-nucleotide messenger RNA. RefSeq names its product peroxiredoxin 3 (gene PRDX3). Gene Ontology annotation, molecular function: thioredoxin peroxidase activity. Gene Ontology annotation, cellular component: mitochondrion; cytosol. NCBI's taxonomy places the organism in Eukaryota, Metazoa, Chordata, Aves, Columbiformes, Columbidae. The transcript is spliced from 7 exons. Gene Ontology annotation, biological process: hydrogen peroxide catabolic process; response to oxidative stress; cell redox homeostasis. The coding region runs from base 94 to 798 and encodes 234 amino acids. The record is from RefSeq and is a predicted model, not a curated record.